Messenger RNA from Strongylus vulgaris, 729 nucleotides. The record is from the annotation of a GenBank genome assembly. NCBI's taxonomy places the organism in Eukaryota, Metazoa, Nematoda, Chromadorea, Rhabditida, Strongylidae.
AUGGCUGUUCGCCGUUGUAAAAAGACGGACUUGAAGCGCAUCGCAAAGGCCACUGGGGCUACUCUUGUUAGCUCGUUGGCCACGUUGGAGGGUGAUGAGGCAUUCGAUGCUUCGCUUCUGGGUCAUGCGGACGAAGUAGUUCAGGAGCGCAUUAGUGACGAUGAGUUGAUUUUAAUUAAAGGGCCCAAAGCGCGCACUGCAAGUUCUAUAAUUCUGCGUGGUGCAAACGACGUUAUGCUCGAUGAAAUGGAACGUUCUGUACAUGAUGCCUUGUGCGUUGUACGCCGUGUUUUAGAAAGCCGUCGGUUGGUGGUGGGCGGAGGAGCUGUUGAAGCGGCUUUGAAUGUUUGGCUGGAAGCGUUUGCUACGACUUUGUCUUCGCGCGAACAACUUGCCGUUGCUGAAUUUGCACAAGCUUUACUGGUCAUUCCAAAAACUCUGUCCGCCAACGCUGCUAAAGAUUCUACAGAACUUGUCGCAAAAUUGAGAGCUUUCCACCAUAAGGCCCAGACGAAUCUGCAAUUACAACAUCUUAAGUGGGCUGGUUUGGAUUUGGAAAACGGUGAUAUUCGCGACAACCGCGUUGCUGGGGUUAUUGAGCCACUUCUUAGUAAGGUUAAAUCUUUGAAAUUCGCAACUGAGGCAGCAAUCACCAUUCUUCGUAUCGAUGACCUUAUCAAACUGGACAAGCCGGCACCGUCUCGAGGUGAAGAUGAAUGUGGAGCCUAA